Molecule: messenger RNA, 3411 nt
Organism: Penicillium lagena
Lineage: Eukaryota; Fungi; Ascomycota; Eurotiomycetes; Eurotiales; Aspergillaceae
Product: DNA-directed DNA polymerase gamma MIP1
Exons: 1
Coding region: 1-3411 (1136 amino acids)
Biological process (GO): mitochondrial DNA replication
Cellular component (GO): mitochondrion; gamma DNA polymerase complex
Molecular function (GO): 3'-5' exonuclease activity; DNA binding; DNA-directed DNA polymerase activity
Source: RefSeq, a predicted model, not a curated record
AUGCUCUCUUUCUGCGCUCCUCACUCCAGGGGCGCGGCGCGAUGGCGGCUCCGGCCACCGAAACCUCUGCCCGCGGUUCGCGCUUCACUACUCCGCCACGAAAUCCCGUCCACUCGGCCUCGACAUCGGCGGUACUCACUUUCCGUUCGCGCGUCCCCCCGGUUCAAUGAUAUCGGCGUGCAGCAGCUUAGCGACCAUGUCCACCCCCAAAUCUUUCCGACCAAGGCCCGGACCCCCGACCCAGAGCUUGUAGCUCUGUCAAAAGAUCAUCUCGCACGGCAUGACCUCCUUGGCAAAUCUCAGACCGGCGCGGAGCCCGUUGCAUUCAACCUCCCCGCUCUGCAGGGACAAAGUUUAGACGAACAUUUCUUUAAACUCGGCAUGGAUGCAUCGGAGCCCUACUUGACCUACGCCAAAUCGUAUGCGACUGUGAACUGCACGAGCAAACCGCGCAAAUGGGUCAAGCGCAGUGGAUGGACAAAAUAUCAUGCGGAUGGCUCUUCCGAGCCUGUCGAUGCGCCGAACGAGUCUAUGCUCACUUUCGACACGGAGGUCAUGUAUAAGGAACACUCUUAUGCGGUCAUGGCUUGCGCAGUCAGUCCAACUGCGUGGUAUGCAUGGAUCUCACCCUGGCUGUUGGGAGAGUCGACGGAGCCAGUUCACCUGAUACCCUUGGGGGACCCCACGCAAUCUCGGAUCGUCGUUGGUCACAAUAUUGGGUACGACCGAGCACGAGUUCUGGAGGAGUACGAUAUGCAGCAGACUCGGAAUUUCUUCCUCGAUACAAUGUCCCUCCAUGUGGCUGUCAAUGGGAUGUGCUCACAGCAACGACCGACGUGGAUGCGCCAUAAAAAGAAUAAGGAUUUGAGAGACAAGAUCGCAAGCGAACACAACUCAGUGGAGUUGGCCGCGCUUCUGGAGAACAACAUGUUGAGAGAAGAAGAGGAGGAAUUGUGGGUGGGUCGGAGCUCAGUAAACUCCUUGCGAGACGUCGCCAAGUUUCAUUGCGAUGUCACCAUCGACAAGUCUCAAAGAGACUACUUUGGUGAGCUUGACAGACCAGCCAUUCUGGAACGAUUGGAAGAGCUUCUCGACUAUUGUGCUGCCGAUGUUGCCAUCACCCACCGCGUGUACCGCAAGGUCUUUCCAAAUUUUCUCGAAACCUGCCCACAUCCCGUCAGCUUCGGUGCUCUACGGCACCUCUCUUCGGUUAUCCUUCCUGUCGAUCAAUCCUGGCAGGAGUACUUGACCAAGGCAGAACAAACCUACCAUCAGCGACUCGAUGUCGUUCAACGGAAAUUAGUCGAGCUAUGCGAGGAGGCCUUGAAGGUCAAAAAUCAACCGGAUGUUUAUACCAAUGACCCCUGGCUACGGCAGCUGGACUGGACUGGUCAGGAGAUCAAAAUGGCCAAAGGAAAGAAAAAGGGAGAUCCGCCUCGUCCGGCCGCACGACAGAAGAAACCAGGAAUGCCCAAGUGGUACAAAGAUUUGUUCGCGACAAACGCCGCAGAUAUCAACCUUACGGUACGAACUCGCAUUGCGCCCAUUUUGCUCAAACUGUCGUGGGACGGGUUCCCCCUCGUCUGGUCCGAUAAGUACGGCUGGACCUUUCGAGUUCCCCGUGAUCAGACGAAGAUUUUCGAAAAUCAACCCGUCAUAACAUGCGACAUGGGCGAAGAAAAGAACCAGCUGCUUCGAGAAGACAGGAAAAACAUAUAUUUCAAAAUCCCGCACAAGGAUGGCCCUCAAGCCCGAUGCACGAAUCCCCUCGGUAAAGGUUACAUGCAAUAUUUUGAGCGUGGAACCUUGUCUUCCGAGUUUGAACUUGCCAAGGAGGCUCUAGAUAUGAAUGCCUCUUGCUCCUAUUGGAUCAGUGCACGAGACCGGAUCAGGAAUCAAAUGGUGGUCUAUGAGGACCAGUUACAGAACAAGGGACUGCAAAAGAGCGCCGGCGACAACCGACUGGGAUUCAUCUUGCCGCAAGUCAUCCCUAUGGGUACCAUCACACGACGGGCUGUGGAAAACACCUGGCUUACCGCAAGUAAUGCCAAGGAAAACCGGGUUGGAUCCGAGCUCAAGGCCAUGAUCAAGGCACCUCCAGGCUACGCGUUUGUCGGUGCCGAUGUUGACUCCCAGGAGCUGUGGAUUGCAAGUUUGGUCGGUGAUGCCUCGUUUCAAAUCCAUGGAGGAAAUGCAAUUGGCUUCAUGACUCUGGAAGGCUCUAAGGCGGAAGGCACGGAUCUGCACUCGCGAAGUGCUCAGAUUCUGGGCAUUUCGCGCAACGACGCAAAGGUGUUCAACUAUGGCCGGAUUUAUGGAGCUGGCCUCAAGUUUGCUGCUACCCUUCUCCGCCAGUUCAAUCCGUCGCUCUCAGAGAAGCAGACGCAAGAAACUGCGGCGAAUCUUUACAAAGAGACCAAGGGAACGCGCACUUCACGUCGCCUUUUGAAUGACAGUCCCUUCUGGAGGGGCGGCACCGAGUCCUUUGUAUUCAACAGGCUUGAGGAGUUUGCGGAUCAAGAACGACCGAGAACGCCUGCAUUGGGCGCCGGCAUCACCGAAGCACUCAUGCGACGCUUCAUCAACAAGGGGAGUUUCAUGACGUCUCGCAUCAACUGGGCCAUUCAAUCGUCGGGCGUCGAUUAUCUCCAUCUCCUCAUCGUUGCAAUGGAUUAUCUUAUCCGGCGAUUCAACAUCCAAGCCCGCCUCUCCAUCACCGUUCACGAUGAGAUUCGGUAUCUUGCCAAGGACGAAGACAAAUACCGCGCGGCUUUGGCGCUGCAGAUUGCCAAUGUCUGGACCCGCGCCAUCUUCUCGGAACAAGUGGGCAUCGACGAUCUUCCCCAGUCGUGCGCCUACUUCUCGGCCGUUGAUAUUGAUCAUGUGUUGCGAAAGGAAGUCAACAUGGACUGCGUGACUCCCUCGCAUCCUCACAAGAUCCCGCAUGGUGAGACCUUGGAUAUUUCCCAGCUUCUGGAUAAGGGCUCCGAGGCUUUCUUGGAUCCUUCCCUCCAGCCCGAAUCUCCACCAUGCCCCGAGCAGUACGCCUACACACCGCGAGAGUCGGUCAUGUCCGCUCUGCAGGCAUCUCAGGACAUCGCUUUCAUCAAAGCUCAAAUCACCAAGGACGACAAGGAACUUCGUGAGAUCAUCAAGGAGAAGUCUCGCACGGGCGCCACGUCCAACACUUCGAAAACUCGCUCGUCUACUGCCUCCAACAGUCGAGGCAAGUCGGCCGCGCGGGCCUAUGCGCAACCCCAGCGUGCAGUGCUCAUGGACAUGGAGUCCGGUCUGUACUCGGAUUUCCGCAAUAAUGUGCCUCGGCACACUGCUUCCUCAAGCAGCAAACAGGGUCAAAUGGGACUUCAUCGUUCUUCCGCUUGGAAGACGUGGCCAUCGGCUCGGGCAUAG